Didymodactylos carnosus is the source of this 305-nucleotide messenger RNA. The record is from the annotation of a GenBank genome assembly. Lineage: Eukaryota; Metazoa; Rotifera; Eurotatoria; Philodinida; Philodinidae.
AUGGUUUCAAUACAUCAAGUUUCAAUCUUUCUUAUUUGUUUAACUUGUUUAAUACCAGUAUCUCAAGCAAAAGCAUUCGCAUCAGAAGCAGAACAAACAUCAUUUAAAAUGGGAAAACGUAAACGUAUAGCACUUGUUGCACAUGACAAUAAAAAGCCUGAGCUGUUAGAAUGGGUUAAGCGUAAUCGACAACAGUUAUUACAUCAUGAAUUAUACGGUACAGGAACAACUGGUAAAUUAGUUGAACAAGAACUGAAUACAACGGUCAUUAAAUAUAAAAGUGGUCCAUUAGGUGGAGAUCAACA